GAGUACUAGAGGAAGUGACAUCAGAGGGGAAGGGAGCGUGGGAGAGGAUAAAUCAUUCUCCGGCAGCCGCUCCACUCCAGCCCAGCAGCAGUACUUUCUUCUUCUUUUCGUCUAGGAGGGAGACAGUCAGUAAAAAAGGUACUGAGGUGCUAGCUACGUGGCAGUCAUGUGGGAUCAAGGCGGACAGCCUUGGCAGCAGUGGCCAUUAAAUCAGCAACAAUGGAUGGAAUCAUUUCAGCACCAGCAAGAUCCAAGCCAGAUUGAUUGGGCAGCAUUAGCCCAGGCAUGGAUUGCACAACGUGAGGAUACAACGGUGGAACAGCAAGGGAUAAUGCCCAAUGGACAAGAUCUGCCUCCAGUUCCACAAGUAGAACCUGUCCCCAACAAUCAUAAUUUUCAAGGUGAUCCGAAUUUCAAUCGAAUGUGGCAGCCAGAAUGGGGUGGAAUGCACCAUCAGCCGCCACCUCACCAUCCUCCCCCAGAACAACCAUGGAUCCCUCCAGCCCCUGGACCAAUGGAUAUUGUCCCACCAUCUGAAGACAGCAAUAGCCAGGAUGGUGGAGAUUUUACUAAUGACAGGCAUGUGUUUAACCAAAAUAAUCAUGGUUUCAGUGGCCCUCCUGAAAACUUCUCCAUGGGGCAAGUGAAUCAAUACGAUUACCAGCAUGGUUCUGGAGGAUAUGGUCCGCCUCAAGGUGGUUUUCACCCUCCAUAUUGGCAGCAAGGACCUCCUGCACCGCAAGGUCCACCUGCACCACCUCCUAAUAGAAGGGAAAGGUCAUCCUUCAGGGAAAGGCAGCGUUCACCUAUACCCAUACCACCAAAGCAGGAGCCUCUACAGAUUGAUGCUGUUAAACGUCGGACUUUACCAGCAUGGAUUCGCGAAGGUUUAGAGAAGAUGGAAAGAGAAAAGCAGAAGAAGUUGGAACGUGAAAGGAUGGAACAACAGCGCUCACAAAUGAAAAAGGAAAUAAAGGAGCAAGAAACUGAAAAAGUGGGUGAUGCUCCACGUUUGCCACAGAAAAGCAAAUUUGACAGUGAUGAAGAGGAAGAUGAUGAUGAUGAUGAUAAUGAUAAUGACGACAGACAAGAAGAGGAUAAAACUAGUUCAAAAGUCAGCCGCAGUCCUUCUCCACCUAUGCAGGAAGAGAACAGUGAGCCGGAAAUAACAGAAGAGGAGAAGGCCUAUCAAAUGAUGAUAAUUACAAAAACGCUGCUAACAGAGAUUCUUUUGGAUGUCACAAAUGAAGAAAUUUAUAGUGUGGCCAAAGAGACGCAUCGUAAAGCAACUAAAGCUCCUGCAAGGCAGCUGGCACAGUCCAGUGCACUGGCUUCCCUUACUGGACUUGGUGGACUAGGUGGUUAUGGGUCAGCUGAAAGUGAAGAUGAGAGAAGCGACAGAGGCUCAGAAUCUUCUGAUACUGAUGAAGAGGAACUCCGACACAGGAUACGCCAAAAGUUGGAAGCAUUUAAGCGAAAGGAAAAAGAGCAACAGUUACUUGAAAGACAACUGGAAGAGGAAAAACAGCAAUCUGAGGCAUUUCAUGAGGAAGCAAAAGAACCGGAUACAGAUCUUCCAACCAAUUUAGAAGUACAUGAAAAAAGAAUAGUUGAUGGGGGUUUGGAGAUUGAUAAGAAAAAAGUGAAUAGUGAAGCAUUACCUUUAAUUGAUGUCAGCAAAGAGGUUAGGGAAAGGACGGUUGCUAGUAAGUCUAGGAGCUCAAGUAGUAGCAGCAGUACUAGUAGUAAGGACCUCAGCAGUAGUAGCAGCAGCAGUAGUGCGUACAGCUCUAGUUCUUCAAGCAGUCAUAGUUCCUCUCCCUCUUUACCUAAGAGGAAAAAGAGACGAAGUCCCAGUAUGUCACCUCCACGUAAAAUCAGACGGAGCAGAAGUAGGAGUCCAACACGCAAGAGUAGGAGGGAGAAGAGCAGAAGCAGGGAAAAAAUUAGUGAACGUAGAAGAUCUAGUAAGAAUAGCCUAGAAAGGGACUGGCGUAGAGAUCGUAGCCAUAGCAGAGAGAAGAGAGUAAAUCGCUCCAGAGACAGACAAGAUCGUAGUAGAAGCAGAGACCGGCGUAAAAGUGAUCGGAGGAGCUCUAGCAGGAACACACACAAGCAUAGAGGCAGUAGCCGAGAAAGGGAGAAGGCAAGGAGCAGAAGUGUUGAAGUGGAUAGAAAGAGAAGGGAGUCAGAAAAGGACAGGAAAAAGGAAAAGCUUAAGAGGGAUGAAAAAUCUAGAUAUACACUUCAAGAAGAGGGGAAAAUUAAGAGUAGGAGAGAAAGCGAAAGGUCAUUUUCCCGCAGUGAGUCUUCCACCUCCAAGAUGUCUCGGCAGGAUUCCAGGCAAGAUGGUAAAAAGGGCUCUGCCAAGGAAAGUAAGAAACGAGCCUCUUCUAGUGGAAGAAGCAGUUCAGAAUCCCCGGUUGUUUACAAGGAUAAAAAAUCUAAGAAAUUGAAACGUAGCCGCUCACGCUCUGUGGAGAAAUCUCAAAGGUCUGGUAAGAAGGCAAGCCGCAAACACAAGUCUAAGACCCGAUCAAGAUCUUCGACACCGGUCCGCCGUAAGCGCUGAUGGCUCUCAGUCCACAACAUUCAUUUUUACAAAUUCCAUGAGUUUUUAUGGCUUGUCUCAUUCUAGAGGCAAAUAACGGCUACGUAGGUGUGAAAAUGUAUUCUUUUCCCCUCUCCGGUUCCCUGUUCUUCACUUUUUAAAUAUGUAUAUAUCUUUUUCUUUUUUUUUUUCUCCUAAAAGUAAAACCAGUAUACAAAAACUACUUUGUAUGGCAUAUUUUCAACAGAUUAGGAGGGGGGUCUCGUUUUUAGCUGUAAUGUUCUCCGCACAGUUCAAUGUCCUACCAUGUUAAUAAAGCGAUGUGCUUAUUUUUUUUGUUAAA
This is a messenger RNA of Bufo gargarizans (Asiatic toad), 2894 nucleotides long. It is a transcript of the gene PNISR, whose product is annotated as PNN interacting serine and arginine rich protein. The record is from RefSeq and is a predicted model, not a curated record. NCBI's taxonomy places the organism in Eukaryota, Metazoa, Chordata, Amphibia, Anura, Bufonidae. The transcript is spliced from 12 exons. Bases 167 to 2572 code for a protein of 801 amino acids. Gene Ontology annotation, cellular component: nuclear speck; presynaptic active zone. Gene Ontology annotation, molecular function: RNA binding.